Coffea arabica (coffee) is the source of this 3021-nucleotide messenger RNA. Lineage: Eukaryota; Viridiplantae; Streptophyta; Magnoliopsida; Gentianales; Rubiaceae. The record is from RefSeq and is a predicted model, not a curated record.
UCUAUAUGCAAAAAUUUUAAAAAAAGCGGAUAAAGCACAUAACACAUAAGCUACAUAAAUACACAAAAACUUAUCUAUUACAGUGGGGAAUCUAACUACAAUCUAAAAUGGGGAAAUAAAAAAAAAUCCUAUCUACCCUAUAUAUUAUAAUAGGGGACCUAAUUACAAUCUAAGAUGGAAAAAAUAUGAUAAAAUAAACCUAGUUAUCCUAUCUAUUACAUUAAGCUAUCUAAUUACAAUUUUUGUAAAGAAUAUUACCUAUCUAUUACAUUUUGAGGUAUUUAAAUACCUCCCAAAUAAUUAUAAAAUUAACUAAACAAACAUAAGAAAAUUUGAAUGAACAUUUGAAUCAAAUAAAUAAAGCAUAUAAAAAUAUAUAAACACAUAAGAACAUGUAAGAGCAUAUAAGAGCACGUAAUCGACAUUUAAAUAAUAUUAGGGGUACCUCCAUUUUUGAAGUGGUAAUUCAAUAGAGUCAAAUUGUCCUAGUUAUAUCCAAAAUGAACAAAAGAAUCAUGGUACCAAUUUAAUUGAAAAUAAUAAUAAUGAUAAAAUACUAAAUUCACAUUAACAUGUCAAACAUAAAGGAAUUUAAGAACAUCUAAAAAUCACAAGUUAAAUAUGUUCAAAAGUAACAUAAUUAGCUAUUAAAGAAAAUAAACAAUUAUAAUAGACUGUCAAAAUUCACUAGGGACCGAAUUGCAAAAAUUAAAAAUUGUUGGGGUAAAAAAUAAUUUUUCCAAAAUUUAGGGGUCAAAAUUAAAUAAAAGAUAAAGUUUAGGGACAAAAUUGAAAUUAAAUUAAGGACCUAAUUAAAAAUUUUAAAAUUCUGGACCACAAUAAAAUUACUCCAAAGAUUAGUGGCUAAAGUGCAAAUUUCAGUUUCUGGUUUGGGCAAGAAAAGGCCAUCGGGCCUUUUUUUUUGCUUGGGCCGAAAAUUCCUAAACCCAGUCGAAACCCAAAACAAAUAAGCGGUCCAGCCUAUCCUUUUAUCACUCAAGCCCGACCAAAAAUGCAUGGGGUCUGACCUCCUAGCACAAGCCGAAACCCAAAAGAAACAAACCAAAACCCAUUCCCAUAACUUAACCAAAAUAACCAUAAGCCCACCACACAAAAAAAAACAUUAGCCCAACACUUUUUUUUUUCUUUCUUUUCCUUCUUUUCUUUUUCUUCUUCUUCUUCUUCAGUUUUCUUCUUCUUCCACCCGAGAAGCUGAAUCUUCUCCUUGCUGGCGGCUAUGGCCACCUCCGGCGGAGCCAGCGCCGGACCGCCACCGGACGCAAAAUUUUCGGUUACCAAAUUUUCUCAAAAUACACCCCCUCACUCGAUUUUUUGCGUAGAUUCCAUUUUUGGGCUUAGUUUUUACAAAAAAGGAACCAAAAGUGGCGAAAAUAGCAAAAGUCAGUCCAGUUUUAUUUUUUUUUCAACACUCAAAUCUUCACCAAAAACCAUAAAAUUUAGAGUGAAUGGCCCAAAAGGUCAUUAAACUAUUAAAAAUGGCACCCUUUCGUCAUCAAACUUUUUUUGUGGUCCAAAAAGUCACUAAACUCACAAAAACGCACUAGCGAGGUCAUUUUACUGAUUUUUAGCAGUUUCUCAUCCGGUGGCACCGGCAAGGUGGAGUGGAGGAAUAUUUUUUAAGGGGCAAAAAUGUCCAAUAAAAUAUGACAGACCUGUUUUGUCCCCGCAAGCCGUGCCCUUGGAUCUAAAACUUCAUUGAGCCCUUCUUUCAUCUAUUAGACAAAUCUUCUUUCAUCUUCCCCAUUCUUGCGGCUCACCACUUCAAAAUCUACUCUUGUGGCUCUCGGAAUGCCAUGACUAUAAUAGACUCCGACAAGACUCUUAUUUGCCUCCGCAACGCCUGCAAUUUCGUCGGCAACCUCGUCAGGUUAAAAGGGCAGUUUCUUUUCGUCAACACCAACACCCUUUUCGACGAAAUCAUCGAGGAAAUGACGAAAGCUAUUGGGAUUAAGAAUGACAAGUCGUGGCGUCUUGAAGGCUUUUUAACAAACAGUUCGAGUCCCAAAAAGUUUCGCGGCCGGAAUAAGAAGUUGAACUUGGGAGCCAUUCACGCUCCUGAUUGUGUGGUGAUUUUCGAUACGGAGAGGAAGUCUUCGGUUAUUUUGGAGGCUGAAUGGUUGCAAGUUCCGAUUGUGGGGCAUGUUGAUUCGAGUAUGCCGUGGGAAACUUAUAAGAAGAUUACUUAUCUGAAAGAAGAUUUCUCUCUGAAUAGAUGAAAGAGAGACUCAAUGAACUUUUAGAUCUAAGGGCACGGCUUGCGGGGACAAAACAGGUCUGUCAUAUUUUAUUGGACAUUUUUGCCCCUUAAAAAAUAUUCCUCCACUCCACAUUGCCAGUGCCACCGGAUGAGAAACCGCUAAAAAUCGGUAAAAUGACUCCUCUAGUGCGUUUUUGUGAGUUUAGUGACCUUUUAAGCCACAAAAAAAGUUUGAUGGCCAAAGGGUGCCAUUUUCAAUAGUUUAGUGACCUUUUGGGCCAUUCACUCUAAAAUUUAUACUACAACACUCCUUGUGAUUUUUACAACAUAACUAUGAACGGAAAUUAAUAAAAGCAACAACAAAUAUGACAAAAUUAAAUCAAAACAGUCCUAAAAAUAAAAAAAAAAUCCUUCAAUACUUUUGAGACUCAAAACUCCAAAAACUUGGAUAACCAAACAUUUUCCGGGCCUUGUGCUAGUUAGGACCAUCUAUCUUGACAAAAUAAGCACAAAAGAUUCACUAAAUUGAUUCAUUUUUCGGUUUGACAUUUUUACAAACACUUAAUAUGCAUUCACAGAAAUCCUCUUUUCCUCUUAAUAUUAUUCGUGACUUACCCCAAAAAAUUCAACAAACACCAGCAGCCAAUUUCUUUCACAAAACCCACAAAAUUAUUGAUCAUCAAGGCCGAAGAAAAGAAGAGAAAAAAAAACCGAACCAGUUUGCAUUAAAAAAAGAAUCAAAUAAAUCUUUGCCAAUUUUCCAGGAGCUAUCUCGUUGGAGUCAAAAUAAAAAUAAAAGGAGA